Molecule: messenger RNA, 1413 nt
Organism: Lachancea lanzarotensis
Lineage: Eukaryota; Fungi; Ascomycota; Saccharomycetes; Saccharomycetales; Saccharomycetaceae
Gene: TUB4
Product: LALA0S05e08262g1_1
Exons: 1
Coding region: 1-1413 (470 amino acids)
Biological process (GO): meiotic spindle organization; mitotic cell cycle; cytoplasmic microtubule organization
Cellular component (GO): microtubule; gamma-tubulin complex; cytoplasm
Molecular function (GO): GTP binding; structural constituent of cytoskeleton
Source: RefSeq, a predicted model, not a curated record
AUGACUGGGGAAAUUAUCACACUUCAAAUUGGUCAAUGCGGAAACCAAGUUGGGAAGCAGUUUUGGUCACAAUUGAUAAAAGAACAUGGCAUCGGGAGAGAUGGAAAAAGCGUAGUGGCAGAUCCUGAUAACGAUGGAACAGUUAGAGAGGAUGAUCCCACCACGUUCUUUCGUCAAAACGAUAGCGAUCGGUUUACGCCGCGAGCAUUGAUGUUUGAUCUAGAACCAAGUGCAAUUGCAGGUGUACAAAACACCUUUCCUGGAUUAUUCAAUGACAGAAACCUGUGGGUUUCAAAAGAAGAGCUGGGCGCGGGAAAUACGUGGUCGAAGGGCUACGAUUACGGCCUUGAAAACCAAGAAGAGUUCAUUAACAUGAUCGACAAAGAAAUAGACGCAACAGAGAACUUUGAAGGAUUCCAGCUCUUACAUUCCGUUGCAGGGGGUACUGGCUCUGGUCUUGGAUCCAAUCUCUUGGAAGCCCUUUCGGACAGAUAUCACAAAAAAAUCGUGACAACAUACUCAGUUUUCCCCAGUAGCGAGUCUGAAGUAGUCAUUCAGCCGUACAAUACAAUUUUGACUUUGCGAAGGCUAAUUGAAAAUAGCGAUGCAAGUGUGGUGUUUGACAACAAUGCCCUUUUAAAUCUAGCCACAAGAGUUUUUCGAGAUAGAAAUACUAGCUAUGAACAGACCAAUCAGCUGAUUGCUAGCGUUUUGUCUUCUGUCACCAACAGUCUAAGAUUUCCCAGCUACAUGUACAAUUCGCUGCCUAGUAUUUUUUCCACUUUAGUACCGACGGCAGACUUGCACUUUCUGGUACCCAGCUUUACGCCUUUUACUGCGGACUUUAUUCCAGAGGUCCGAGACUUCAAGAAAAGUUCAGCGUAUGACGUUGUGCUGGAUUUAUUCGAUAAAAACAACGGCAUGGCUCUACGAAGUAAUGACACACCCGUGUACCUGAGUAUUUUUGACUCUAUCAUUGGCCCUGCAGAUCAAACAGAUGUAACUAGGGCCAUUUUAAAGGCACAGCAACGCAUUAAGUUUCCGCCUUGGUCGCCUACUGCCUUACACGUCAACUUAGGAAGGAAAUCCAUUUAUAAUGUGACACCAGAUAGUGACAGAGUAAGUGGUAUGAUGCUGGCCAACACAAGUUCUGUCACUACUUUAUUGCAAAAUGCUUGUUCAAGCUUUGACGUUCUAUUUCAAAGAGGUGCGUUUGUUCACAUGUACCAGAAUGGGAGAAUGUUUCAAAACGGGGUUGAUGAGUUUGUAGAGUCUCGUGAAGUUGUUCAGUCGUGCAUUGAUCAGUAUUUUGCAGCUGAACAAGAAAGCUUUCUAGAUGAUGUUCUUAUUGAAGAUGAAAACAUGGUUGGUGAUGUUGACGGACUGGACGCUGAUGGUGAUAAUAUUAUUUGA